AUAAUCUUUCUAGUUCUGUUUAUCAAGAAACUAGAUAAAAAUCUGAGAUUUUAUAUAGAUUAUUAUAUUUUAAAUAUUAUUUUUGUCACGAAUUAUUACCCGCUGCUGCUGGUUAAAGAGACUCUAAAUAAUCUAAAAAAAAUACAGUACUUUAUU
Messenger RNA from Aspergillus neoniger CBS 115656, 156 nucleotides. RefSeq lists its product as uncharacterized. The record is from RefSeq and is a predicted model, not a curated record. NCBI's taxonomy places the organism in Eukaryota, Fungi, Ascomycota, Eurotiomycetes, Eurotiales, Aspergillaceae. The annotation marks the transcript as partial. The transcript is spliced from 2 exons.